Molecule: messenger RNA, 963 nt
Organism: Seminavis robusta
Lineage: Eukaryota; Bacillariophyta; Bacillariophyceae; Naviculales; Naviculaceae
Source: the annotation of a GenBank genome assembly
AUGGAAUCCGGCCUCAGCAACCCAUACCUCAUCUUCUACCCUUCCAAAGUUGACUUUGUUAAGAUUCGAAAGUCGUUUGUUGCUACAAUCUCUCUUGACUUUGGCAAGAAAGGCGACUCUAAGAUUGAGAUUAUCAACAGCAGCGUUGGCUACAAUGUCACUCUACAUGCCGGUGUCAAGAUUAUGCGGUCUGCAAUUCCCCCAAGAUCAGAUGUUUCCGACAGUGUCUAUGAUUUGAACCAAUCUGGAGAAACAUGGAAGCCUGCUGUGAUUAUGGACCUGUUCCUUCCAGAGGUGGUUCAAAUGGUCUUAAAUCUGGUGAUAUUUGCCUCCCUUAUUCCUGCCUAUGAGAUUGGCCUUGCUGCCACAAGGAGUUCUUCUGUUUCCGUUUCCAUUACUACAUGCGGCAUUGUGGCAGCCUUUGUUCUUCAAUUGUUCCUAUGGAUACUUUUAUCCCGAGUUGUUGAAAAGGCCUUGUUGAUUCUGCCAAGGUAUGCUCAACAGAGUUUCGUUGGAGUUUACAUCAACCAUGUCUGGAUUUUUAGAGUAGGAAACUGGCUUGUUUUCCUUCUCUAUGGAACUCCAAUGUUUGUGUACUAUGCUCGCAUGAUGGGUGCAACGGUUGAAGGGGAGCUUUGGUAUUUUGGCAAUGCUCUCUAUGAGUAUGAGUGCUUGCAUUUCAAGGGAAUCACAGUUGUUGAUAGUGCCCACGUGAGUGGGCACUACAUUGAUCUCAAUGGGCUUACUAUUGAUGACACCUAUGUGUCUGGGUUGUUGCAUCCAGGUUGUUAUGCUUCUGCUGGGUCAGAGGUAUCUGCUGCGGAGCAUGGUCCAUGGAAAGUAUUCUUAAGAAGUGAUAUGAGUGUCCAGGAUUCAAAGUGUUUGUUGAGAGAUGUGGAGAGUCCAGAGGGUAGUACAAAGGAGGACUCUGACCAUCAGAUGCCACUUGAGUUGGAUGUGUAG